This is a messenger RNA of Thermochaetoides thermophila DSM 1495, 711 nucleotides long. RefSeq lists its product as uncharacterized. The record is from RefSeq and is a predicted model, not a curated record. The transcript is spliced from 2 exons. Gene Ontology annotation, molecular function: DNA-binding transcription factor activity. Lineage: Eukaryota; Fungi; Ascomycota; Sordariomycetes; Sordariales; Chaetomiaceae. Gene Ontology annotation, biological process: regulation of DNA-templated transcription. The coding region runs from base 1 to 711 and encodes 236 amino acids.
AUGGCGCCUUCAAGAACAACCAGAACAGGCUCCACCUCCACAGCCCCUAGAAAGGCUUCCAGCAACCGUAGAUUGACAGACGACUGGACCGAGGUGACAGAGCCUGAAGAGAGGAGACGCAUUCAGAACCGUAUCGCUCAGCGCAAAUUCAGAGAAAAACAGCGUGAGCUACGUGACCAGAGGCACCGCCAGGAACUCAACCAGCAAUACGCCCACUGCGUCUAUCACAUUCCCGAGCCCGAAGAUCUUGCCUUCGAGGACACUGACCUUGCCGGUCUGCCAUGGGGUGGUCUCAGCAUCCGCCAUGUCGUAGCCCGCGGCCACGCUGAGGCCAGCACAGGAACGCUCAGCCAUCACAGCGGGCACAGCGACACUCUCAGUGUGACGGCCGGUUUGCCCGGCAGCGGGAUGAUGACGCCAGCGCCGGCGUCUUCGCCAAUGCCACCGCAGACGCCGAGUUUCUUCGAUACAGCCGCCGAUCAGCAACAACGAAUGCUCUAUGGACUGGACUCGUAUGGCGCGUAUAGCCCGGCUCAUCACCAUGCCGCCACGACAGCGGCUAUGAACAUGAUGUUUGAUUCGCAGAGAGAUGCACGAGGUGGUCUUGGUGGAGAUGUCAGAGGGGGAUACUAUGAUUCGCCAUAUACCGGCCCCGUAUACGGGGAGCACGACUUUGAUGGGGCUAGGGCAGACGGGACGCAGUAUAUGUGA